UAUUGUUUUGGUUUAUGUGAUCCUUUCUCUUUCCUCUCUGAACUGUUUCGUUCCCCAAUUCAAUGAACAGUUAACAGAACGAAGAUUCCAAGCUCCGAUCAAAUCAAUCAAUGAAACCAUAGCUCUCUCUAACCUUGCAAACCCAAAUUCAAAACCCUAAAUUCAAUGGCGAGCGUCUCAGUCGCCGCCGAGUGGCAGCUCCUUUAUAAUCGCUACUACCGUAAGCCGGAGCUCUAUCGAAUGGCCUGGAAGCAUAUGGACCUCACUCGGAACAAGGUCGCCUGCGCACCCUUCGGUGGUCCAAUCGCCGUUAUCCGCGAUGACUCUAAGAUCGUCCAACUACACUCUGAAUCCGCCCUCCGCAAGCUCCGUAUCUUCAAUUCAGCCGGUGUUCAGCUUUCCGAGACCGUUUGGAAAAAUUCAGGCGGAAGAUUGAUUGGAAUGGCUUGGACUGAUGAUCAAACCCUAGCCUGUAUCGUUCAAGAUGGAACCGUUUACAGGUACAACAUUCACGCCGAACUUCUCGAGCCAAACAUCUCCAUGGGCAAGGAGUGCUUCGAGCAGAACGUAGUGGAUUGUGUUUUCUGGGGAAAUGGAGUCGUUUGCAUCACUGAAUCGAAUCAAUUGUUCUGCAUUCCGGAUUUCAAGAAUCCGAAGUCUGUGCAGCUGGCUAAUCCUGGGAUUGAGGAGCCACCGCAUUGUAUGGCUGUGAUCGAGCCGCAAUACACGAUGUCCGGUAAUGUGGAGGUGCUUCUUGGCGUUGAUGAUGCUUAUGUCUUGGCUGUGGAGGAGGACGGAGUUCAACAACUCGGCUUUGAGGUUCUGCGCGGGCCUUUGCAGAAAAUGGCGGUGUCUCGCGAUGGUCAGUGGCUCGCCUCGUUCACGCACGACGGCCGCCUUUUGGUCUUGACUUCGGAUCUGCGGCAAGUCAUCAUCGAGCAAGAUUGUGAGUCAGCUCUUCCUCCGGAGCAACUUUCAUGGUGUGGAAUGGACUCUGUGUUGCUCUAUUGGGAUGAUAUGCUCUUGAUGAUGGGGCCAAGAGGGGAUCCUGUGCGUUAUUUUUAUGAUGAACCGAUAAUACUUAUCCCGGAGUGUGAUGGGGUGAGAAUAUUGUCCAACUCAAACAUGGAAUUUCUACAACGUGUUCCUGAUUCCACUGAAUCCAUCUUUAAGAUUGGUAGUACAUCGCCUGCCGCUUUACUUUACGAUGCACUUGAUCAUUUUGAUAGACGAAGUGCCAAGGCAGAUGAAAAUUUGAGAUUAAUUCGUUCUUCCUUGCCUGAGGCUGUAGAGGCUUGUGUUGAUGCUGCAGGUCAUGAGUUUGAUGUUUUGCGUCAACGGACACUGCUAAGAGCUGCAAGCUAUGGCCAAGCCUUUUGCAGCAAUUUUCAACGUGAUCGGAUUCAAGAGAUGAGUAAAAUGUUGCGGGUCUUAAAUGCUGUUCGUAACCAUGAGAUUGGCAUCCCACUUAGUAUACAACAAUAUAAGUUGCUUACAACAUCUGUUCUGAUUGGUCGUUUGAUUAAUGCCCACCAACAUCUUCUUGCACUACGGAUCUCAGAGUACCUGGGGAUGAAUCAAGAGGUUGUGAUAAUGCAUUGGGCCUGUUCAAAGAUAACUGCUUCCUUGGCGAUUCCAGAUGCCACUCUUCUUGAUAUUUUACUUCAUAAGUUAAGAAUAUGCAGAGGGAUAUCAUUUGCAGCAGUUGCUGCUCAUGCAGAUAAAAGUGGUCGCCGGAAGUUAGCUGCUAUGCUUGUUGAGCAUGAACCUCGUUCCUCUAAGCAGGUUCCUCUUUUGUUAAGCAUAGGAGAAGAAGAUACUGCCUUAGUGAAGGCAACAGAAAGUGGUGAUACCGACCUUGUUUAUCUCGUUCUUUUUCACAUAUGGCAAAAGAGGCCACCGUUGGAGUUUUUCGGAACGAUACAAGCCAGAACUCUGGCACGUGAUUUAUUUAUAACUUAUGCACGGUGUUAUAAGCAUGAAUUCCUGAAGGACUUCUUUCUAUCUACUGGGCAACUUCAAGAGGUAGCUUUUCUUUUGUGGAAGGAAUCAUGGCAGCUUGGAAAAAAUCCAAUGGCAAGCAAAGGGUCCCCGCUCCAUGGUCCACGUAUAAAAUUGACUGAGAAGGCACAAAGCCUUUUUUCAGAAACUAAAGAGCAUACCUUUGAAGCAAAGGCUGCAGAGGAGCAUUCAAAACUUAUAAGAAUACAGCAUGAGCUAGAAGUCGCUACCAAGCAGGCUAUUUUUGUUGAUUCAAGCAUCAGUGAUACCAUUCGAACUUGUAUAGUCUUGGGAAAUAAUCGAGCUGCCUUAAAAGUGAAAACAGAAUUUAAGGUUUCUGAGAAGAGAUGGUACUGGCUAAAAGUUUUUGCUUUGGCUACAAUCAGAGAUUGGGAUGCUCUAGAAAAGUUCUCAAAGGAAAAGAGACCACCCAUUGGUUUUAGGCCAUUUGUUGAAGCAUGCAUUGAAGCAGAUGAGAAGGGAGAGGCCUUAAAAUAUAUCCCAAAACUUGCCGAUCCUCGAGAGAAAGCAGAGUCUUAUGCUCGAAUUGGCAUGGCAAAAGAAGCUGCCGAUGCUGCCUCUCAAGCUAAAGAUGGCGAGUUGCUGGGAAGACUAAAAUUAACAUUUUCACAAAACGCUGCAGCUUCAUCAAUUUUUGAUACCCUCCGAGACCGUUUAGGUGUCUCAUAGUUCUCUCAUUUAUUUAUCUUUUACGUUUUUAUUUAAAGUUUAUUGUUGUGUGGAUCGUGUGCAUAAUCUUUUCCUAACACUGUAGUAUAUUACAGGAUAAAAUGUAAUGUAUAGCACAAAAUGUUUCAUAGAGAGUUUGUUUUGGUGUUGUUUCGUUGCCUUUGUUCUUUUUCUUUUAUUGUGAUUAUAUUAUUAAUCUUGAUGUUUCUCAUAUCAACAAUAAA
Molecule: messenger RNA, 2915 nt
Organism: Cannabis sativa
Lineage: Eukaryota; Viridiplantae; Streptophyta; Magnoliopsida; Rosales; Cannabaceae
Product: protein VACUOLELESS1
Exons: 15
Coding region: 166-2691 (841 amino acids)
Biological process (GO): vacuole fusion, non-autophagic; intracellular protein transport; endosomal transport
Cellular component (GO): endosome; cytoplasm; HOPS complex
Molecular function (GO): actin binding
Source: RefSeq, a predicted model, not a curated record